Messenger RNA from Hemicordylus capensis (graceful crag lizard), 2454 nucleotides. It is a transcript of the gene NACC2, whose product is annotated as NACC family member 2. Gene Ontology annotation, biological process: regulation of transcription by RNA polymerase II. The transcript has 6 exons. Bases 525 to 2258 code for a protein of 577 amino acids. NCBI's taxonomy places the organism in Eukaryota, Metazoa, Chordata, Lepidosauria, Squamata, Cordylidae. The record is from RefSeq and is a predicted model, not a curated record. Gene Ontology annotation, molecular function: RNA polymerase II cis-regulatory region sequence-specific DNA binding; protein binding; DNA-binding transcription factor activity, RNA polymerase II-specific.
UGCCUUCCUGCCUCUGCGUCUCCCCCUCCGGGUGGCCACAGCCAGUGACAGAGACUCCCGGGCCUGGCCUGGGCGGGGGGGGGGGGGGCUGGGAGAAGCUGCCCCCGCCAAAGGCACCCCCCUCCUGCCGCCUCCCCGGGGGCUGAGCAGUGGGGUCCUCUCGCUCUCCCGCGGCAGGUUCAGGAGGCGCCGAGCCUCUUCUGGCCAGGGCUGGUGGGCUUCCCAUGCGGGGCUGGGGGCUGAGGUGGGUCCGAACUUGAAGGGUCAAGAGAAGGGCGGGCUCUUCUGGCCGGAUGUGCAGACAUCAAAAGACCUGUGCUUGGAAACGGGUCUUGGUCGCUGCUGGUGCCUUUCCCAGAACUGGACGUCACCAGGCUUUGUUUCCGUGAACUCCUGGUGUUUUAAUUGAGGAGCAAGGCAUCACAUACUUCCGGGCUGGAAAGGAAAUGGCCAGAUAAACAGAUGUGCCCCCCUCCUUCGGAUGUUCCUGCCGUGAAAGUGUGAGCGGGAGCCGCCGGUGAGCCAUGUCCCAGAUGUUGCACAUCGAAAUCCCCAACUUUGGGAACACGGUCUUGGGCUCCCUGAACGAGCAGCGGCUCCUGGGGCUCUACUGCGAUGUCUCCAUCGUGGUGAAGGGCCAGGCCUUCAAGGCCCACCGGGCGGUCCUGGCGGCCAGCAGCCUCUACUUCCGGGACCUGUUCAGCGGGAACAGCAAGAGCGCCUUCGAGCUCCCUGGCUCGGUGCCGCCGGCUUGCUUCCAGCAGAUCCUCUCCUUCUGUUACACGGGGAAGCUGACCAUGGCCGCCAGCGAGCAGCUGGUCGUGAUGUACACGGCAGGCUUCCUCCAGAUCCAGCACAUCGUGGAGAAAGGGACAGACUUGAUGUUCAAAGUGAGCUCCCCGCACUGUGACUCCCAGACCGCCGUGACGGAGGACCCCAGCUCGGAGCCGCAGAGCCCCUGCAACCAGCUGCAGCCGGCCUCCGGGCCCCACGCCAUGUCCCCUUCCGUGCCCAUCCCGCUGCUCACCCGGGUCAAGCACGAAAGCCUGGAGCUGCAGCCGAUGGGCAAGCGGGCCUUGGAGGCCACCGGGCUGCGGGAGGCCAGCGGAGGCAGCUCUUCCGGCUCGGCCCUUCCGCUCAAGCUCUCCCGCCUCUCCUACUACGGCGCGCCCAGCCUGGCUGCUCUCAUCCCCGGCAUGUCCCAGGCUCCGUACUCCCAGGGGGAGCGGACCAGCCCCGGGGCCAGCAGCAUCCCCACCACCGACAGCCCGACCUCCUACCACAACGAGGAGGACGAGGAGGAGGACGAGGCCUACGACACCAUGGCUGAAGAACAGUACGGGCAGAUGUACAUCAAGUCCACCGGCGGCUACGCAGGGCCUCCAGAGAAGCCGGAGCCGGGCCCCCUGGAGAGCCGCUCCUGUGUCCUCAUCCGGCGUGACUUGGUCGCUCUUCCCGCCAGCCUGAUCAGUCAGAUUGGGUACCGCUGCCAUCCCAAGCUCUAUUCAGAAGGAGAUCCUGGAGAAAAACUUGAACUGGUUGCAGGCUCUGGGGUUUACAUCACUCGAGGGCAGCUCAUGAACUGUCAUUUGUGUGCAGGCGUGAAACACAAGGUCCUCCUCCGGCGCCUCCUGGCCACGUUCUUUGACAGGAACACCCUGGCCAACAGCUGCGGAACUGGAAUCCGGUCUUCCACCAGUGACCCCAGCCGGAAGCCCCUGGACAGCAGGGUCCUGAAUGCUGUGAAACUAUAUUGUCAGAAUUUUGCCCCAAGCUUCAAGGAGAGCGAGAUGAAUGUCAUUGCGGCUGACAUGUGCACCAAUGCCCGCCGCGUACGCAAGCGUUGGCUUCCAAAGAUUAAGUCCAUGUUGCCGGAGGGCAUGGAGGUGUAUCGCUCUGUCAUGGGGGCCACCAGCAGCACCAGCAGCAGCGUCCCUCUGGACCCCGACUUCCAGCCCUCGGCUGCCCAGAUGUUUGAACAACGGAUCUAUGCCGAGAGGAGGGGCGACCCCGGGACGAUCGUGGCCUUGAGAACUAGCACAGUCGCCGUCGAUCCCAGCGGUGGCUCCAGCCAACUGUGUGAGCCCAGCGAUGAGGCCGAGGGGGGCGGCUCGGUCAUCCAGGCCUCGGCCAGUCCGGCAGCCAUGGCUUCCGAGAGCCAAAGCACCACACCGCCUUUCGAACCCGGGCCGGGCUCCAUCAGCCGGCCGGAAACGCCUGUGAGGCGGCAGGAGGGGACUUACGGGGGGGGCGUAUGAAGGAGAGCGGCCCAGAACGUGGCGCCCGGCCGGCAAGGGGCCUAUAAUACUGCAGCUGCUUGCAUGCGUUAUUAAUACCGAAAUGUGAUCGAACCAUUUACCUACUGAACUGCUACUGUUGCCUGAGAAAAAUGUGAUCUUUAUUCUGCUUGUAUUUAAGAUUUAUGAAGGAAAUAUCACAUUGGUUAUAGUGUCA